UGAAAAGCGACGGUCGUAGGCGCCUGAAAUACGCUCGCACAUCGAGCUGACGAAACUAAGAAAAAACUCGUAAAGUUCGCGCAGUAGGUCGCCGCUGUGAUGCGCGCUUCCUGAAGACAAGUGAAAAAGAUACAAAAAAUAAAAAAGAAAUAAAAAAUUUUAAAUCGAAAAUCGUGCCAAAUUUAAGUGAACUGAAUUUUUUUUGUUUGGCUUAAUUAUCUAAAAUAACUUCAAGUAUAAUACUUGCAGCACAUAGUUGCCAUACAGGAAACACAAGUGAUUGAGCCGUUUGUGUAGCGCGCAUCCGUUUCCGUUGACGUUGACGUUGUCGCUGUCGUUAUAAGUCGUGUUGUUGUCUUUGUUGUGUUCCACUUAGUUAGCUCCUGUCGACUGGUUUAUCACUCGCUCGCUCGCGCUUAGUACGUUAAUCUGGAUUUCGUCGGAAGUUGUUAGUCCGAAAGGAUACAAGUAAUACAAGAAAACCAACAACAAGGAUUACAAAGAAAUUUCUCAACAUACAAAAUUCACCACAAAUGAUGAUUCUGCGGAUAUCAGCAGUAGUGCUUCUGCUAGCGGUCACCUUCAGCGAUGCCGUUGUCGUGAAGCCACAAUCGCAAUAUGGCCCACCACCUCAACGUCUGCCACAUCGUGAGUAUGGCGUACCACAGCAAAUACCCUUCCGUGAAUAUGGCCCGCCAGCACUCAAAUAUGGACCACCGAAAUUCAUAAGCAGUGGUAGUGGUGGCUUCUCUUCGAGUAGCAGCAGCAGCAGUAGCAGCAGCAGUAGCAGCAGCAGUAGCAACAGCUUCAACAGUGGCUUCCAUGAACAAAUCAAAACGCAUUUUGGCGUACCAAAACCAUACUAUGGGCCACCACAUAGUCAACAUAGGCCAGCACCUAAUUAUGGUCCACCACGACAGCAAUAUGGCCCACCACCAUCCCGACCAGCGCCACAAUAUGGCCCGCCACCGCCGAAACCAUCUCCACAAUAUGGUCCACCACCACGUCCCAGCUACGGUCCACCACCACAGUCACUGCCUUCAUCAUUACCCGCACCACUAUUCAAACCAGAACAUUCACCCGCCAGCUCUUAUGGACCGCCACCAUCGGGUCCACUGAAUUUACCACCAAAACCGGUGUAUGGUCCACCGAAACCUUUGUAUGGACCGCCAUUGCCUUUGCCUUUAGGUCUUGUCGGACCUGGUCCAGCGCCUGCUAAUUUUAACAAAGUGCCAGAAACAACGAUCAUUUUAGCAAGCGGCGGUGGCGGCGGCAGUUCUUCCGGUGGACAUCAUCACCAUCAUGGUGGCAACGGCGGCGGUCCGGUGAAGCAGGUUCAAAUUCAAAUAGAUGCCUCCGGUCAUACACACAGCGUAAGCGGCUCACAAGCACCAUUUCACACAGCUUGUGAUGGUUGGAAGCCAAUACCAGCGCCUAUAGGCUCAUAUGUUGAGGGCAACAACAUCGAGACUCAAUCUGGUUACAGUCAUGUUGCACAGGGUAGUUUCGGUACACAGUAUAAUGGAGGUGCAAGUAUUUCUGCUGGUUCCGGAGGCGGUCACGGUAGCGGCCCAAGUGGCAGUGGCGGCAGCAUUAUCGACGGAUUGACUGAUGAACAACUUGUUGCUGUUGCAUUACAAUCGGGUGGCUUCGACUCGCACUCAAAUGGACCACAACUUCCUCCAUCUGGACCCGCAGGAGACUUCAAUCAACAAAACAUCAAUUCCAUAGAAACCGACGCAUUACAGAUUUCUCUUGGCGGCAACGGCGAUGAUUCGUACAGCAAACCACCGUCAGACUCCUACGCACCGGGCUCAAUACACGCGCAACGGCACAAUGACAUUGGUAUUGGUGGAGUACCAGCACCACCAAGCGGUAAUUAUGGACCUCCACCACCACAACCACCACCAAUUGAUAGUUACGGUCCACCUCCUAGUGGUAACUACUUACCACCACCAGGUGCCAACUACGGACCACCACGUCCGCCAGCACCGCCCACUGAUAACUAUGGUCCACCGCCACCACCACCUUCAGGCUCUCUAUUUGUGCAGGAACAACACUCUAGCUCUUCAUCCUCUUCGGCUUCCUCUUCCCAGGCUGGUUUGCAUUACGGUUCACAAUCCGGUAAUGUGCUAAAUGUGCCAACACACGGUGCUUCGCAGCCUAGCCGACCGGUGGCUUUCCGUCCACCAGUACCCCAAGGGCUGCUAGAGUCAAUUGGUGCAACCGUCCAACAUUUGGAUCAAUUUGGCGUAAAACCACCCACUCAACCGCCCACCUAUAUACCGCCCGCUGCAAAUGAAAUCGCCAACCACGGCCCUAUUAACGUGCCUUCAGAGUAUGGACCACCACCACCACCACCUCCACCAGCGCAAAUAAACGUACCAAUCGGUGUUAUCGAACAGCAGUUGCCACAACAGCAACCGCCGCAGGACUUCGCACAGGUAAAUCGGCAACACGCACAACAUCACGAACAAAACACACAACACUUUCAGCAUCAUCAACAACAAUUGCAACAACAACAACAACAACAACAACAACAACACCAACACCAACAACAUAUACAACAACAGCAACAAUUUAACCAGCAGAAUUCAUUCCAGCAAUUUCCACCAUUGUCCCCACCUCCACCACAACCUCAAUUUCAAUUUUUACCACCUUUGCAGGAACCACAUGGCAACGCCCUGAACCAAUACGGUCCACCUUUGCCACCACCAGCACCACAACAGCAGUACCUACCGCCACCACCUCCACCACCACAACACAACCGCCCCUUCCUGCCACCACCACCACCACCAUCCCAAGAAUACCUGCCACCGACACAGCAAACUGGUCCGGUUACCUUCGAACAGCAGAGCAGUGCAUCAUCGAGUGCAUCGAGCUUUGAAAACUCGUAUUCAUCUUCACAGCACAACGAGCAAUUCAUACACGCACAAGCGCUACCCUUGCAACAGGAACCACGCUUUACACAGGUUCACGACUGCGGUCAGGGGCCAAACCUCGUGAGUGCCGGCUAUCAACUGCAGCAGCAAAAUCAAUACAAUACGCAGCACCAACAACAGCAGUUCGAACAGCAGCAUUCUCAACAAUAUGCCGCCUCGAACUCGGUCUCAAGUAACUCGGCUAACGCUUACAACGCCAUCUCACAGAGCAUACCCGUAGCCGAGCAGCACACACAGUUCGUGGAGCAUGAACCGGCAGACAGUUACGGACUACCAACUGCCGGCAAUCAUUUAGACCAUGACUAUGAUGGAUACGCCUCACAAAAAUCCUCCGUGGCCACCUUGCCCGACGGCACUGAUCCACAAGAAUUACCCGGCCUUGAUGGUCUCAAUGUGAUCUCAGCCCAAAAGUCGCAAUCCAUACAACUCACGCCCGCACAGGUAAGCGGCGCAGCGCAGUCUCAACACGCACCAACCUUCCAAUUAGAUAUUGCUGGUAAUGGCGUUAAAUCGUUGCAAACUGAGCAAUCAGCGCAUCACGAAGAGAUUCUCUCCGAGGGUCUACUGCAAUCCAUACUGACGGCCAUUGAGCAGCCACAGUCCAAGGGUGUACAGCACCAACACUCUGUGCAGGUGGUGACCAAUCAGCACAACAACAAUGACAUUUACGGUCAUGGCGCGCAGAGUCGCUCAGACACUGACAUUCACGAAGAUGCCACGCCCGACGAUGAAAACGAACCCGAAGUGGCCGAAUCUGAGAAAGUGGAAGUGCAGGUGAACGCCGACGGCGAAGAAGUGGCGACAGUGCAAGAAAUCAAACCCAUUGUGGCAGCAGAAGUUGAAGACGAAGCCAAGCAUUAACUACCACGAGUAAAUAUAUCUAUGUACUCGUAUAUCGGGUAUUUGUAGGUAAAAACAAGGCUCCGAUAUGACCGAUGCUAGUUAUCAUUGUUAAAUCUCUCAUAAAAUUAAUUUAUUAUAACGGUAAACAAAAUGACUCUACAAAGAGUUGAAAUCUAAAAUAAGUUUCAUAAUAAAAAAAAAUCAAUAAAAUACUUUUUAGGCGGCAAACGCAUGGCCGCCUUUAGUUUUUAAGUCCUUACAGCUCACAAUUAUUCGUAUUCAUUAUGUGAAAGCGCAGCUGCCACGCCUCUCUAAUGCACCAAUUAUUCAUUAUCAUUUUCCAUUAAGGUUGCCAUAUGUUAUUGUUUAUAGCUUUGCCUUUGUCCUGCAAAAUGUAAAUGGCGAAAAUUUACAUUUUUUUAUAUUCACUGGAAAUAAGGACACUCGGCAAAACACUGCGAGCAUCUUUUCAAUAAUUAAUAAUUAAUUUAAUGAAAAAUAC
Molecule: messenger RNA, 4287 nt
Organism: Ceratitis capitata (Mediterranean fruit fly)
Lineage: Eukaryota; Metazoa; Arthropoda; Insecta; Diptera; Tephritidae
Product: trithorax group protein osa
Exons: 3
Coding region: 534-3803 (1089 amino acids)
Source: RefSeq, a predicted model, not a curated record